AUGAUCUUCUCCGUCGACAAUUUUCCAUUUAAGAUCAACCCCGUUCGCAAAAGAUUUAGAUUAAUCUUCAUUCCAAUAACAAUAUGGUUAUUAGUCAUUGUAUAUUUCAUCCUGAAAGCAGGAUAUAUUCAUCUUCUUCCUAAUUCGCAACAACCAGUACACGACAUUCAACGACAAAAUGCAUUCGCCACAAACCCUGAAGAUGUAACAGUUGAAGAUUAUACAGCGGAUCCUGCAUAUUUAAAGUUAUCUACAGAAUAUAAUGAUUUACGAGAAAUAGAUGAACUGUCUUCUGGUAUAUAUGAACAGAUAUUUAAUCAUCAUUCAUUAAGUUCUGUAUUGGGGAAAUUAGACCUUCAUGAUCGUUGUCAAUUAUUCUUCAAAAAUUUAUUAAUUAAUGAUACAAAUUGGUAUUAUGAUAUUCAUAGAAAUUGGAGAGUGAAUUAUAAUACUGAUAAAUUUCGAGAUUUUAAACAAGCUAGACUUGAAGAAUCGAGAAACCAACAGGAAAGAGAGACAGAAGAAGUCACUUCCAGAAAAAGAAUACUGAAAGAACAGAACGCUGAUAUAGAAGAGAAAAUAAGGAAAGAAUACGAAGGGAUAUGGAAUAAGCAAGUGGAACGUACUUUCACAAAUUGGGUUUCCGUAUUCCGUAUAUUUAAUAAAUGUUACGUCACAGACAAUAAUAAUACUCAAACUGCGCUGGUCAAGCGUCAUAUCAGUCAUCAAAAGAAGGUAUUAAACCUGGCAGGUAGUACUGGUAAUUUCGCAUCCACAGAAAGCGAGGAUAGAACUAAUGUUGGAGAUGAUGGAAG
This is a messenger RNA of Hemisphaericaspora subhashii, 815 nucleotides long. RefSeq lists its product as uncharacterized. NCBI's taxonomy places the organism in Eukaryota, Fungi, Ascomycota, Pichiomycetes, Serinales, Debaryomycetaceae. The annotation marks the transcript as partial. The record is from RefSeq and is a predicted model, not a curated record. The transcript has a single exon.